ACCGAGCCAAGUCGCCAGGCCAUAGUUCCCCCGCCCAAAGUGGCGCACCCAAAGUGGUUGCAGGAUGUCGCGUCGGCGAACCAUCCCAAUGGACAAAACCAUUCUGGAGGCCUUGUCGAAAGUCGAAAACGUCGACGGGCUUUCAGAGAAGGAGAUUUGCGAGAAUCUGGAGGUGAUGCACGAUAUCUUGCAAAGUUGUGACCCAAAGCAGGUCACCAAGUAUUUCACUCAGGAUCACCCGGUUCUCUUUGAUGCGGUGCUGACCAUGGCGAGGCUUGAUGUGUUGCCAUUAGACAUUAGUGUCACUUCUGUGCUGGAAUUUCUGAACGAGUAUUCCUUCAUGAAGCUGACUCUCGACCCACAUGACACUGUUAAGGUGCAAAGCGAGAGGCUGCAAGUGACCUCCUACGAUUUUGCAGCAAUCACGCUGCCAGAGCUUGCUUUCGGUGCAGCGAGAGAAUUAACCAUUGCAUUAUACUUCACAGUGGAUGACUUUGGCGCAGAGGAAAGCGACCAGAAACGUUUUGGAUUUAUUUUCAAUACGCUUCGAGUCUAUUUCUCGCCGGAGCAGGAUGACGCUGGAAUCGACAUGUUCCGCAAAGUUUACUUGGACUGGGGCAAGCAAGGGCAAGAGCCACAACGCCACAAUUUGAAUUUUUCAUUUCUUGAAGGUGAGCGCGUUCGCUGCGUCCUGAACCUUUCGCAGGAUGGCAUUAGUUGCCUUCAGAUUUGCAAAGUUGGCGCCUUCGCUGAUAGCGUUUUCGUGCUGCCCCUGGCUCUGACCCUUACGGAUUUCUGCCACCCCACCAGGAGCACGAUUGCCCAGCUGUCCAUCUUUAUUGAGGCGCCCAGGUGCAAGAAGAUGUUCUCCCUGGAGAGCAUCUCCUUGCUGCAGGGCACCUAUGGCGCCUUAGAUCCGGAGGUGGACAUUUGCUGGCCCAAGCUGCGGAAGAACUGCUUCCAGCUGAUCGACCUCAUGUCGCCCUUCAUGCGGAGGGGCCGGCACAACAGCCACCUGGACCUGCGCGCCCGGGCCAUCACUGCGGUGCUGCACCUGCUGCUGGCGCUCGGCGAGGCACGGAGCCAGGACUCCAUCACCUCCAUACUCAAGAACAUCGACCAGAUCGUGCUGCGCACCGAGGACAUCUCCAAGGUGGUGCCGUCCUUGCGGCACUUCAUCGACUUGUUGGAGUACUACGUGGGCCUGGACAACACCGCUGACUUCGAGGAGGAGAAGGCUUGGCUGCUGCAGGUGGUGGCCCACUGCUGUGCGGGGGAUGAGCAUCUGUGCGCGGAGCUGCUGAGGUACCGGGAGGGAUCACUUCUGAUCAGUCUUUCCAGGAUGCUGAUGGACGACAGCAAGAUCGCCUGGAAGGAGGUGCUCCUCUUACGCGAGCGGGGCAGCGAUCGGCACGUGCACCCGGUGCUGAUGAUGCAGCGCUCCGCCCUCUUCGCUUUGUCCUGCCUAAUGCAGCCCCAGCAGGUGGCAGACAUCGUGAUGCGUGCCAUCGACUGCAAGCUGGAGCGUCGGAUUAUUGGGACGCUGGAUAGGGAGACGAUUUCGGUGUACUUCGCGGGCCAGGAGUCCAGGAAGACCUACACCAUGUCCUUCGUCAUCGUGAUGCGGGCCAAGCAUUGCAGGACGUCCAAGGUCCCGGAUUUCCAGCCCCUGGUCCUGGGUGCGGACACGAAUCUGCCAAGUGUCUACAUCAAUUUGCAAGAUUUCCGGCUUUGGAUCCAGAUCCCCACCUCGGGCAAGCACGAAACCUUUGUAUGCCAGCAGAGCCUGGAUUCCUUGCCUCCAGGGCAGGUGGUGGUGACCAUCGUGGUGAAUGGCAACUCCAUCCAGGUGUAUUUGAACGAGCAGGCGCAGCUGUCCAACACGACAAAGCUCAGCGAGGACCCGCAGCUGAUCCGCCAUGGCGGGCUGCUGAGCGGCAAGGUGCCCCAACUGAUGCCGGUGUCCGAGGGCCCCGUUUUCGACGGGGUGCUGACGCUGCUCAGAGCCAGCCAACAUCCGGGAGCGCCCCACGAGGUGGAGAACUCCAUCCGGGCGCAGCAGAAGGAGGCAAAGCAGAUCUUGACCAAGAAGCUGUCCCAAUCCUCCGACAGCGUCUUCAACGUCACGGAGGCCGCCUCGGUGCUGCUGCAGUUUGUUCGCCUACAGUUUCAUGAUGACCCCGCCACGCGCCGAGAGAAGCGGCGCCUGGGAGAGAUGGAUUUGAUCGACCCCGUCACCACGCUUUGGAUUUUGUGCAACUCCGGGCUUGUCGCUCAGCUGCUGCCCCACUCGCACCCGAGGUAUGUGGGUCUGCUGAAGACACCCUUGCAGCGCUCCAUCUUCCUGGCCGCUUUGGUGGCCGACAACUUUGAGAAAACCGAGGUGCACAGCCUGCAGACGGGCUUCCCUCCCGCGAGUCCCGACGUGGCCCAGCCCAAGCCCCCGGACCACUCGGUGCUCAUUGCCGCGGCCAUUUUCAUCAACCAUCUUUUACAGUCCCCAAGAGGCCGGACUGUCAUGAGCGAGGAUAGCUCUGCUAUGCUGGUAGUCCGGAUUAUCCCCUUGAGCGGGGUCUCCUUAGACCUCUCGGCAUAUGUGCAGAAGUCCUACCGGACUCUCACUUCCAAGAUUUGCGCAUUGCUUUUGCAUGCUCGGCAAGACGCAGCAACCACAUCCCUGGCCUUAGAUGCCCUUUUCAAGAAAAGCCUCAGCGAUGAAGGCCUUCUCUUCAAGGAAGAUUUGCAACACCUCCUGCUCUCACAGGCACUGACUGCCAUAAUGGGCAUCAUGGACAGAUCCAUGAUCUCGCGCGAUGCAGCGGCCAGCCGUAUGCAGCGCCUGCAGCAAGAAAGUGCGCAUCUACAGGAACUCAUGCGGGCGGCCGAGCAGUCUGCGACCCGGGAGUCCGAGGCGAUGCAAGCCAUGCACCGACAGCACGUGACAGCCAUGCAGGCCGACAUCACGAAGCUCAAGGCUGAGAUUGAAGACUUGGAUCAUCUUUUGAUUCAAACUCAGAAGCUCCAGCGGCAAUUCUUUCUGCAGCUGCACCAUAUCAUGGACGAGAUCAUCCAGGGCUUGCCAUUGCAUCCAGCAGACUUACGCUUGCUGAGCCAGAUGGUGAACACGGCCGCCAAGGUGCCAUACACUUGCUUCUACCGCAGCAACGAGCUUUACACGCAGAAGAUGCUGGAGACGGAGCUUUCAGAGGGGAUGCCCUGGGAGGUGUGGCUGGAAUUCCGGGCUCCUGGAUCCCGGAUCGAGGCCAAGGUCUCCAAGCAGUUCCCAUUGAGGCCGCGGAUGCGGGGCCCACGCAGCCGAGUGCUGAAUGUCAUGGAAGAGGUCACUUUGAGGGAUGAGCGGAGCAUCCUGUCCCCCAAGCUCAACGGCUUGUCAUCUUCUUCUCACGUCUUCUGCCACAUCGUCGGCUCUCAGGAGCAGCUGCAGGCGGACGUGGAGCUGCGCUUGCUGCCCCACUACGACCCCCCGCUGCGUCUCGCGGAGGAGCAUUUGUUGGAGCGCGCCACCGACUUCGCCAUGGCGGUGCUGCGCACCGAACACCUGGCCCCCGAGACCUACGCCAAUGUGUGCCUCCUGCUGUCGCACGCGGACGCCGGGGAGGCCCGCGCUGCCUCGCUGCUCCCGCACCUGGCCACGAUCCUGAUGACCUGCUGCCGAGACCGAUGGCUUUGCCGUGUGGUCUGUGCAGAUCUGCUGCAAGGGGUGCUGUACCCAGAGAAGCACCUGGCCCCAAUCUUGUUCCUGGCUGGCACGGCCACCAGCACACCGCUGGACACCAGACUUUAUGUGCUGCAGAUCUGCAGUCAGGCUAUCCACCCAGCCCUCACGCCGGAGGAAGGCUUCCACCAGUUCAUCGACAACGUGUACAGACACCGCAUCGAGCUGAAGGCGGAGGAGCUUCCUCGCCCCAGUCCGGGCGAUGAGCACAAGAAGGCGGGGGUGGUAUCCUCCCUGCUGAGCUGCUUGCACCAUGACCUGCCCCGAGAUUUUCAGAUUGCUCUGCUCAACUUAGCUGAAGCCAUUUUGGCACGGGAUGCCGCAGAGUGCACAGAGCUCAUCAAUGAGGCUCAAUGGGCUGAAGGGGCCGUUGUAUUUCCAGAUCAAAAACCUGGAAAGUAUUCUUUCUGGCGUGAGCUACAUUGGUUCCUCAUGUAUGGGCAUCCCGAUGUUCAAGAUGCGGCAGUGAGGUUGGUGAUGAUCAUGUUCUGGCAGCAAAGUAUCCAGCUUAUCACCUUGGUGUGCACUCCUUCGGAUACGGGACAGCUCGCAGGUAAUGAUUGGCUUAUGGUGCCCUUGAUGCGACUUCUUGGCCACAAGAACGAUGAGGUGGUGAAGGACAUCCUCAUGCUGUUCACCCCGUUGGCUCAGAGCCAAGAGACUGAGGAGGACGACGAGGACUCAACUGAGGUCAAGCUGAUGAGGCUUGCCAAAUCCACCAUCUCCGAAGCCAGCCGCUCGGUGAUCUUGAAGGAGGCCAUGGUCCAGGUGAGCCCGCGGUUCAUUGUCAGGGCCAUGGAUUGGCCCUGCGACGUGCGCGACUUUGUGCUUCAGGUGGUGCUGACGCGCUCCGUCAUGCAGGAGCUCACGGUUUCCAUGUCUGGUGAGUUCUGGGAUGUGAUCAUCCACCUGCUGCGGGAGUGCGGCCUAGCCGGCCAAGCCUGGGUCUCCACCACUUUGAAGGAGCUGGCCCGCAUUGCUGAGAAGACCGCCCUUGCGGAGGACCUGCGCAUGGUACGAAGUGUGUGCUCUCCCAAGGUGAUCGCCCGGCUGGUGUCCCACAUCGCGGCAGGCACCGUGCUUUCUGACUCGGACGUGGCGAAGGAGAUGUCCCAGGCGUUGGCAGAGGUGCCCGACUCCCUGCUUUCCCUUUUGAUUCUCUUGCCGGAGAAGGAACAGAUCAAGCUGCUGGCCGGCACCUUGAAGGAUUUGCUGAACAUCGGCAUCGAGGAGGUGGACGAGCGCUUUCAGCCAGGGCACAACAAGCGCACCAGCGACGCGGUCAAAACCUGGGUCGGCCGCUGCAUCCUGAUUUUCCUCUCCGCCGCGCUGCUCAACGACAUGGAGCGGCAGUACCCCAGGGACUGUCCCAAGCGCGACGCCAGUUCCAACGCCUGCGAGCCACUGCCGAUCUUGGUGCCGGGGGCCCAGCAGGUAAAGAUUACCUGCGUCAAGAAGAAGGCCAUGACCGUGGAUAUCCUGGUGAGCAAGGAGAGCCCGGCGGCUUCCAUGGACCCCAAUGCCAACAAUGUCACCAUCCCCACCAAGAACUUGCCGUACUCUGUUGCGGUCUCCUUUGAGACUGAGUUUGCAGUGAUCAGCCCUGGAAGGAUAUGGUGCUGCUUCGACAAGUCCAUGAGCCGAGGAGAGAAUCGAGAAGAGUUCAAGAUGCAAAUCGAACCGCAGUUCAUGUUUGGCUCUAUCAAGCGCCAAGCCGUUGAAGACUUUUUCGCUUCUGGACACUUUAAGAAGCUGCUGCAGGCGCUGCUUCCCGCCCCAGCAGAUGACCCGAACAGCGUGCGGGGUGUGCCGCUGGGUGUGAUUCAGGCCACCAACUGGAUCUUUAGUGUCUUGGCCUACGAGCUGGAGUGCCAGCUGAAAGGCUUGCGCGAGCCGCUUCGGGCCCUGACCCCGGAGUUUUGCCCCAUCCUGGAAAUGCUUCGGAUCGUCCGGACCGUGGUGUAUCGGACAGUGGCGGUAAGGGCCCACGAGGAGGAGUACGAAGCCAUGCAACUGCAGAUGGCCGCGGCUGAGUCCACCAUCUACACCUUCGCUCGAGUGCCCGCCUUCAAGGAAGCGAUUCUGGGAGGCCCCAAGUGGAAACAUUUGCCGAUACUCCUGGACAUGAUGAAGUGUCGGCUGGAGCCUCAAUGGGUGAACACCAUGGCCAAGGUGUUGGCAGCCAUCAUCAAUCGCAAGCCAGAGAGCAUCAGAUCUCCAUUUGAGUCUCUGCUGAUUUACUUGGACCUGGCCAUGAGCAAGCGAUUAAUCGACUCGGUUGACUACAGAGUACUCACGCCCGUUGUGAGCGUGUAUGCCGACCUGUUGGAAGCAGGCUGGACGCCGACCUACGCAGAGAUGGAGAAUCGGCCAAAGCCUGGAGUGCAAUCCCUGCGAGAUCCGCAGAACGCUGGCGCCAAGAACUCAGAUUUGUGUCGAUUUGCUCUGCUCUUGGUGAACUCUUCCGACCCCUUGAUGCGGGCUGCAUGCAUUCGAGCCAUCCGAGUUCUUGGUGGCCGGCCAGCUCGCAGACAACUGAUUUUGCACCUCACUCGCUUCGUGAACAUUUGCAUGCUGCCACCUGAUCCUAAAACCCAGAAGCCUUAUCAAGGUCUCCCGCCACAGGGUCUAUCCAUCGCGCUGCCCCGGAAGUCCUUCCACUUGCCGCCCUUCGGCUACUCCAUGUGGCUGUACCUGCAAGACGAGGUGGUGCGCAGCGAGUCAGGGAUCCGAAUCUUCCACAUCAUGAGCCACACCACGCCGGCCAGCAGCGUGCCGCAGGUGCAGCUCUACUGCGCCCCGGAGCUUGAGACCCGUGACACGUGCCGCCUGGAGGUGGCCCUCAGUGAGACCCGCUUCGCCUGCGGCGGCCAGGUGCGGCGCGGCAGGUGGGCGCACGUGGCGCUGGUGCUGGGCCGGCGCCGCAUCCUGGUGUAUUUGAACGGCGACCUGGUCUUGGAGCAGGACACCUCCGGCAAGCAGCAGUUCUCCCUGAGCGGGCCUCAGCGGGGCACCUGCUAUGUGGGGGUGCCGCCCCCAGAUUUGGUGCCCUUCCACGCCAUGAACUGGUUCUUCCCGGGCUUUAUCUUCGAAUUGGCCUACCACGAUGAGGGGCUGACCGCCUCCCAGGUCCAGAACCUGCACCUGGCGCGGCCCGCGCUGCCGCAGGACCUGCAUGCCUUCGAGUCCGCGGAGGAGAAGUGCUGUGUCUUCCCCUACAUCUACUUCCGGCCCUCGCCGCUGAAUUGGCUGGUCACCAGCGAUGUCUGGGAGAAACUGGAGGGCCCCAUCCUGGGCCUGCUGGCCUCCAAGGAUCAUUUGCUCAAGGACGUGGAUGAGUUCCAGCUGGAGGCGGUGCAGACGUUGCGGGCGGCGGCCAGCAGCUUGCUGGCCGCAUGCUUCGACUUGGACGAGGUCUGCAGCGUGCGACUGCGCCAGUGGGCAGUGAACUUCGGCCAAGUGAAGCAGGUGCCUCCGCUGAUCAAGCUGCACUUGAACGACGAGUCCUUUGCCUUCGAGUUCAAAGUCCGGUUCCGGCAGUACAGUCACCUGGAGGAGGGCGCCAAGGUGCAGACCAUCAUGGCCAACGUGAAUGAGAAGCGCGCGGCAACCCAGAUCGACUCCAGGGACCAGUUCAGGAUUUCCAUCGAGAGUCUGCCAAGCACCACGAACGAUCCUGAGAAGGAUGGCAUGUGCACGGGGGAGGACCAAAAGAACUGCUGGUUUCUGACAUUUGUCUAUUUUCAGAAUGUGACUCAGCUGAAGCUGCCACCUCAGUCAGGGCCAGAUGGCUGGCUUCACUGCACCAUUGGCUAUGUGGAUGGCAAGACAGAGCUGGCAGCUUCCUGGGACGGUGGAGAGCCCAGGAUGGUAGUCGAGAGCUACACCAAAGACAUGUUCCGCACUGAGGUGUAUGUGGGCUGCGAGGUGCAGAUCAACGGAAACAUCAAGAAGCUUUGCAACCAGCUUCUUUGUGACUUAGCAUAUGUCCGGGUUUGGGAUAAUUACGAGCCGGCAGACAAGCUGAAUGAAGAGUUCGCAGACGCGGGGGCACCAAACGCAAUGUUGGUGGCCGGAAACCAAGCUGUUUUUGUUUGCCUCAUGCCCAUCAUCCACGAGGAUCGCGGCUACAUCCUUGAUGCAGUGCCAAUGUCUGCGGAUAGCGCUGCCGCGCAGUCGCGUGGGCCCAACACCAAAGUCUUUCCUUCCGUAAGGGCCAGGUACGACGUGGCGCUCCAAUGGCCUGGCUGCCUUUUCUGUUCCCAGGACUACGUGCCGAUGUUUACGGCGCCCCGGGCCAUUUCAGACGGUCUGGUGCAGCAGGAUGGGCUGCUGCCGCACAGCUGCGCCGUGCUCCGGGCCACUGGCGCCCCGGGGCUGCCUGUGGGAACCGGCAGCUGGCCCUGCACGCAGGCAUGCUUGUCUGAGCGAAGUGCCUACCAGCUGCAGUGGCUGCUACACCACCCCUCCUCCGUGAACGGCAGCAUCAAGAAGGAGCAAUGCGCAGUGGGCUUGUUAAAUGCCGACAACCAGCGCCAGCCCUUGGAGCUCUACCGCAUCAGUUGCGCAUCUCUAGAGGUCUUUGUGGAUCCCAAGAUGGUGCAGCAGGCACCAGACAAGCGCUUAGCAAGCCUGGAAGAGCAGAGGGACUCUGCCAGGGUCAGCCUCACCCGACGAGGCUGUUUGCUUCGCAUGCAGCUUCUGUUUGUGGACUCCAUUCUAUGGGUCUCUGUCUUCAUGAAUGACAUGCUGGUGGAUGUCCAGUCUUUGAUCCUUCCAGGCAAAGUUGCUGUGAUCCCGUUCGUGCACAUGGGCUCUGCUGGCCACAUGUUCCAGUCCUUGCCAAGCCUUUUCACGAAUUUGUGCUGCGACCACUUCAAGUUCCAAUUGCCGGGGAAGAAGGAGCGGAAAAGCCCGCAGCCCAUUUCGCACAUGACUUGGCCCGGAGACUCGCCCCCUGCAGUGUCCAGCACGAAUUCCAUCUAUUCCGCGUAUUGCAAUUUCCGGGACUUCGAGGCUGAGGUGCUGCCUCACCCGUCCAACGACUUGGCUGUGCAGCGCAUCAACCUGCCACUGCAGGACCCACGAGCAGACAACACCCGCGCAGUGCUGGAGGCGGUGCUGGAGGGCGUGCUACAGGAGAAGGACGGAGAGGACGAACGAGACAUCCGAGAGAGGACGGAGAAGAAAUCAAAGCUGCCAGGGGAGGUCCGCUUUUGCGAAGACCUGCCUUUGCUGUGCGCGCUGUGCAGCUCUGAGCAGAUCUGGCGCUUCGUGGCGCGCAAGAGAGACAAGUCGGAGCUGCACAAGGCGGUGCAGGCCCUUCUGCAGAGCAGUCCGCUUCUGGGCUGGGCGGAGCAAACCCGGCGCAGACGCAUGGCCCUGGAGGGCCUGGCCAUUCUUUUGCAGUUCCCCCACACCUACGAGGCGCUCUUUGAGAUGUCUUUUCUGCAGGCAAUGGCUGACGAGAUCUGCAUGGAUUUGGGAUCGGUGCGGGACGACGUCUCGGACGCCAGCGGCCUCACUGUCCGCCUCAACACUCGAGCGCUUCGGGGCCAAAGCUGGAAGAACCGACUGCGCGCCGCACAGAACACCUAUGCUCUCCUGGGCACCACUGCACACUUGCUGUCGCCGGUGGAGGCACCCGCUUUCAUCAGCCUCUUCAACAAAGCACGGAGCCUGGUGGGCACAGAGACUCAGGAGAGGGCCGAAGUGAACUUCCUUCUUCUGGAGUGCCAGGAUGCGAUUUCAACAGACCUUAGCAAGUUCACAGCAGCACUGAAAACUUAUCAGGCUGGCGGUGUCGGGCUGACACCGGGCGCUGACCACGCCUCAGUGAUUUUGAACAUCCUCAACACGCUGUGCCACAUGCUGGGCCGGGAUGAGUACCCUACCCGCUCUGCCGAAAGCGAACACCAAGCUCACAGGCUGAAGAUGCAUGCCUCCAGCAACAUCUACCAGUUCCAUGUCCCGGAUUCCUCUGGCAACGUCAUCACUUUUGACAACCUGCCCAUUGGAAACGGCGCGGUCGAGAUACUGGAAGGAGGGGUGCGCAAAGGGCUUUGGUCACGUUUGGCAGAUCCGCAUGUGAAGAUACAUGUUCAGUCGGACACCUUCCAAUGGCGCUUCAAGUAUGAAUCCGAGGAGGUGACGGCAGUUCAGGAUACCGAGGACGCUGCAGACCGAGAGAAUCGAGGGUAUCGCUUCGUUGUCCGCCCUGUUUGGGAUACAGAUGACAAGGACACGAUCUUGGUCCGUCGCAAAAUGGUACUGGACGAGCCGGGAUUCAUGAAGUUACUCACCAGUCUACACUCACAUUCCAAGGGUUUGGGACCCAGCGGCGCCAAGGUACAAGCCGAUGUAGAUCUGAAGAUUGUGAUGCUUUUGUCUUUCUUGGUGCAAAGAGGCAGCGAACCUCCUCACCCGGCCAUAAUAGAGGACGCACUCGUGGAGAAGAUUGUCUUUCAGAUCAUGUUCCAGCUUCUAGAGAAGCGCCCAAGCAUCGAAGAGCAGACUGGAGUGGGUGGCAAGCGGCGCAUACCAUUGGAUCGCUCACACAUCGCAGUGGCGCGGUUCUAUCAUGGCGUGUCAUCGAGUGAAGAGGGCCGGCAGCAUUUUGCGUACCAUCAGGAGGCAAUCAUGAAGAUUGUGGACAUUGCCAAUAACAACACUCAGGGCGCGACCAAGCCAGAAUGCCAACCGCCGCCGCAUGAGGCAUUGUGCUAUGAUGGCAAUUACAUCAUCAGGUGCCUGACGAACUUCUCCAACAAGCCUACAAAGUGGGCGCUGUCUACUUCACUGAACCUCUUGCGCCCGAAGCAGCAUACGGGCUGGAUGUGCGAGUUUGCGCGAGGGGAGGUGGUGUGGAGUUUGUCGCUGCACGUCUUCCUGAUGGACGAACACCGCGCAGAGGUGCCUGGGGUGAUCUUCUACAAGGGCACUUCGCCCUCCGAGGUGCAGCUGGCAGUGGGGGUGGACCACACCACUACCGUGGCCACCGAGAACCGCGUGAUUCCCGGGUGCCAUCCCAUCGUCAUCCGCUACACCCACGAUGGGCGCCUGAAGACCUUGGUGAUCCCCCACAAGUUUGUAGAGAUCUAUCGCUGGGCUCACUUGGUGGUCGCCUUGGACAGCAACAACAUGACGGUCAUCAUGAACGGGGAGAUCAUCUUUACCCACACCUUGCAGUGCGAGCUCAUGGUGAACUUUCAGCCAGGUCAUCAGGACACUUUCCUGGGCGCACCCCCCUGGGAGUACGGCAGGUCCACUACCGGGUCCGCCUGGGUGUACCAGCUGACCUUGGUGGCGGGCACAGCCCUAGAGGUGCAGCAGGCCAGAGAGCUCAAGGCCCAAGACGAGCUCAGGGCCUGGCUGGACAACGCGGCGGACGACGCCAAGCGCCAGAAGGUCCAGUUCAACCAGUACGGGGUGCCGGGGGUGGACGAUCUGCCGGAUCCCGUGCAUUUGCCCGGGCUGCCCGUGCAGAUCUUCGACCCCCGGCUCAAGGUCGCCUCGGAGGAGGGCAUCGCAGUGCUGUGCGACCUGCUCAAGGACCCCCUGGAGGCCCAGAAGCAAGCGGCGGGCCAAGCCCUGCGGAACUUGGCGGACCCCGCAGUGGUCACCAACAUGCGCCGCGUGGUGAACGUCCUGUUGAAGGAGGAGAACGGGGAGAGGCGCAUGGACAAUGUGUACCAGGUGAUGCUGGAGGCAAAGGGCGCGGCCACCUUUGAGGCCAUUGCGGAACUGGCCACAAACCUGCUUACCUGGAUCCCAGUGGGUGGCGAUGGCAUCGACCGCGCAUCGCGCUUGGAGCUCAUCAAGCACAUGGUGAAGCGACCUCCGGAUGCUGCCGUCACAGAAGCGAGGGCCCCUAUUGUGGUGCGCCAACUCCUGUUGCUCAUCCACUUCCAGGAGAACGUGAAGUGCUUGGCAGACCCCAGCGUGGGCGCCAUGGACACCUUCUUCCACUUCCUAACGCUGAACUUCCAGACUGUGACACGCACCCAGGACCUGCUAAUCAAGUUGCUGGCCGGGCCGCUGCCAGAGUUGCGCCAGCAGUGGGCGGAGGAGAUUUGCCAGGCGGAGAAGUUCCAGCGCUUCAUGCAGCAGCAGAUCCGCCAGGAUGACCGCCGCAUCACCAGCCAAUACCGACUGCUGAUGAACUUCGUUCUUCAGCAGUGCAACCAGCGAAAACUCAUGGCCACUUUGUGUGCUAUCCGGGAUGACGAGCUCUCCAACGAUGAGCAGUACUUGGUUUCCCAGGUCCUUUACAGCUGCCUUUCCACGGUGCCUGCGACAGUAGCCACCAAGGCCAUCCAAGCGCCCAAGCCUUUGCGGAAAGCCCGCGCUAGUGAUGGGCUGGGCCAGAUUAUGAAGCUCCGUGUGCCCGGGGCGCCUGGCAUGCUGGUGAAGGCUAUUCCUCAAAUUGGGCGGCAGAUCGGGGAUUACAUCUCUGGUGCUACGGCCCUUAUCGAGUGGCAUGAUGCGCCUAUUGUGGUGGACCCCAACGAGAUCAUCAUUUGGCUCGCCAAGACGGAGUCGGCUCUGCAGCAACCCAUCCACCGCCGCGAGGAGUGCAAGAUGAUCCUAGCCCAAACCAGGCCACUCAAGAUGGAGCUCGCCGAGUCAGAGGCCCAAAAAAUUCAAGACGAAGCAUACUUCAAGGAACGCUACAGGCAUGCCUCACGAGAGCCCAUGGAGAUCUUUCACCUGGAUUUCCACGACACCAUCUACUAUCAGCUGCAGUUCAUGAGCGGCAAGAAGCUGGAUUCGUUCCUGGAGAAGGAUGAUAUCGAGAUGGUGGCCGAUGAGCCUCCUAAGGUUGUGCUACAGGGCAUGACGGAGGGGAUGGUGUCGCAGGAUGCCUCGGAGGACAAGAGCAAAGCGAACACCAGCUUUGCGUUUGAGAAGGCUGGAAGGAAUGAGAGCAUCGUGGAGUACAUCCUUCGCUUGGUGGAGGCCAUUGAGACUCGGCUUCGCCGGGAGCUGGAGCGCGACAUGGAGGAGACUGUGGAGGAGGAGGGAGAGGACCAGGAGAAUUUGUCGAAGGAAGACCCCACGGGGAUCGUGCCCUUCAUGACUCGCCUGCUCAAGUGGACACGGACGGCAAAGGCCAGCUCACGGAACCUGGACGUGCUGGGAGAUGGUCAGGUGGCUUCUGGCGGCCAGGACAUCGAUGCUGCUGCCACGAAGAAUGAUGCGGACAAGACCAACGUGGUGGCCAGCAUGAGUUACGUGCGCCUGAAUGACCAGCUGCGGCCCAUCCAGCGGAUUUUGGCACUGGCUGUGCUGGCGGUUGCGGCGAAGCAGCCCCACAAGCUCACGGAGAACGGCCCGCGGAUCUUGAGUCUGGUGGACAGCCUCGACCCCACAGUGGCCCAAGCCAUGUGCGACUCCGUGCUGCAGCUCCUCUCCAUUCCUCGGAAUGUGGCCAAGUUCAGUCGGGCCCAGGUGGAGAAGGUGCUGUCCUCCAUGACCCAGGCCUUCUCAGCGCCAGCGAAGGCGGAGAGCUCCCUGCUGAGCUUCUGCAACAUCCUCACCAAGUGGCUGAAGCCGGAGGCCAAGGACAUCGCGGAGAACAAGGACUCAGCGUCCAGCCGCAUCAUCAGCCCUUUGCUGGCCAUCUUGCAGAAACCAGAGACCUCCCAGGAGCAGCGCGCCUUCAUCUUCAACGUGAUCCGCCAGGGCAUGCGCUACGAGAUCAUCUCCGCCGUGUCCUUCACCGCCCGCCGCAAGGCCGGGUCGUCGGGAGCUUCCGGAGCUGGGUCCAGCGGAUCGGGGGAGCAGCUGCUGCAGGUGCUGAGGCCAUUGGAGAGGUCCGUGGACCGACUCAGCGAGCUGGAGAACUUUCACGACCUCUUCCGGGACCUCUCGGUGGCUUUCAGCUCGGCCUCCGUGCUGAAGAAGGUUUGCCUGGUCUCCAACCCCGAGGGCCAUGCCAUGCUGAUCCUGGAGGACGUGGUGCCCAAGCUGAUGCGCGUCAUCGGGGAGAUCAAGGACUUCUUGCCGCGGUUCAGCGAUGCCACCGCCUUCCACCUCGAGACACCUUCAAUUUGCAUUGAUCCUCAGACAAGAAAAGUCGUUGCACCCAAGUACCUGCUGCUGCCCUACAUCUUCAACACACGGCUCUUCCGGGAGCUUUGCGGGGCGAUUUCCAAUGUCAGCCAGUGCCUCUCCAACCUGCAGUCAGACUUGCUAGAGAACACCAAUUGCGUGCCUGUCCUGCAGCUGUUGGCAUACGACUUGGGCGAUGGCCUGAGAGACUUGUACAACAUGCUCAAGGAUGUGGAUGUGGACGUGGGCACCAAGAACAUGUCUCUUUUGGAUCAUGUGGACACGGACAUGACAAUGCUGAUUGAUGCCAUGUCUCACAUCGUGAAGGUUUGCAACAGGAAGAUGCAUGCGCGUGUAGUGGAGGUGAUGUACACCUUGCUUCAUUCUUGGGGCCCGCAGAUGCCGAAGCGUGAGUGCAAGAGGCAAGACGUGCUCAAGGCCACGCAUGACUAUCGCAUUGUGAGCCACAUUCUCACAAAGAGCGAGGAAAGCUCUCAGACUCAGACGGUGUACUUGGACUCCCGCAACGAGCGCGCCUUCACCUUCUCUCUCUGGGCCAAGACCGAUAAGGACGUGAAGGUGGACUUGAAGAUUCUCUGGGACUGCUUCUCCACGAGCAUGAGUCAGGCCGAGUUGGCCCAGGCGGUGAAGAACGGGGAGGACAAGCUUCCCAUUGAGUCCUCCUUUAAGCUCAUGCGGCGCCAGGGGGAAAUGGCCUUCCACGCAAGGUACCUGGAAGAGAGGAGCACAGAUGAUUACAAGCACCGGAGGCGUAGGACCUGGGAUUGGAGAGACAAGAAUGAUCAGACCAUCAAGAACAUCCUGAACCACAAGGGAUGGGCAUACUUUGCCUUCACAGUAAGCAUCAGCGAGCAGAGAAUCAGGGGUGAAUUGAAGAAGUCCCAGGAUCCCACAGUGAAACUGCAGAUGAAGUUCAAUGACACUAAGGCGACUGCUGACUUGCGGAUUCUCUCCUGCAUUCGCCAGACCAAGCCCUUGCAGACUAUCCGUUUGGAAAUGACCCGGGCUGAUGAACAGUACGAAGUACUAAAUGAGAGAGCUGAUGAUGAGUAUUCUCCGAGCAACAUGCAGACCAUGCACACCUCGAUGGGAGCUACCGCUGUGAUUGGAGCCACCACGGGUCUCACUGCCUCUGACGGAGCAACCACCAUGCUCACCAUGAAGUCCAGUGCGCUCGGUUCGCAGGAGGGCUCACAAACUCAGGACGUGGGAAAGAGCUUCAUGAAGAGUGAGAACAAGAGCUCCUUUUUCUCGGAGGCCUCUGGCGCUGCCUCCGGCAAUUCUGGGGGCGGAAACGAGAAGGACAACAGCAAGAAGGGGAAGGGGACCAACCCCUUCGAUGACCCUUCACACCCCUUCGAAAAGGCACAGCUGGAGAACUUUAUGGCGGUGCUGCUGCCUUUCGACGUGCACGCGGGGGCGGUGCACGGCCUGCUGCAGAUCGCUCCCUCGGACUACUCCCCGGAGCAGAGGGCGCAAGUCAUGAGCUCCAUCACCAUGCCCGAGGUGUUCCUGCAGCACAAUUUGGUGCCACUCCUUGUGCCCAUGUGUGGAGGGCACGCCAGCGAGCAGCUUACCCGCUGGGCCUGCAACACCUUGUACUUGAUGCUCAUGGCCUUUGUCAGGCCCGUGCCGGCAGGACUGACUGAGGAGGUGCAGGCCAUGCGUGCCCAUCGGAGCUUCGAGGGAGUGCUCCAGCAAUUUCUGCAGACAUGCCAGCUGGGGGAUCCUGCGGACAGCCUCGGGGGCGUGCGCGUGUUGAUGGAUGUCCUGUGGAAGCUUUUCACUCGGCGCCGGCGCUUCAUGGAUGCGGAGACUUACUUGCAGUCCUUGAACCCCGAGGAGGCAUCCACCAUGCACGCAGACAACUACUACCAUGUGCCCUUUCUAGGAAGUAUUGUGCGCGUCCUGACCAGCCUUUGCAUUGGCAGAGACAACCGGGCAGUGAAGGUUGUCCAGGAUUUCAUUGCCAAGGAGCUGAUGGUGACGAACGAGGCCGCGGCCUCACGCCGCCGCCCAGAGCCAGAAUGCCACGACAACUACUGGACCAGCCACGCUGUAACAUUCGACAACCGGGAAUCCAAGAAGAAAUCCUUGCAGCAGCUAUUCGAUGAGAAGGAUCGCUUUGUCCUCCUCACCAUUGGGACGCUGGUGCUUUUUGAUCCUCAUGAUCCAGAGAUGGAAGCUGAGGGCAAGAUCCCCCGUGUGUUGUGGAAUCAGGACAGGGUUCAGCCUCCACGCUACGCUUGUGGCCAGCACAGCGACGAUGUGACGCAGCAUGUGGGUGACAACAUCUCCCUUGAGCGGUUCCUGUACUUUGCGCUCAUCAAUUUGUUGGCCCAUUUGUGCGCAGACCGGAACACCCGAAAUGCCCAGCUGGUGUCCAAGUACAUCCCUGACAGCGUGGUGAAGUCGCAACUGGUGCAGCAGGAGACGCUGCUGAAUGCUGGCCUGCGCUUUGUGCCUCCUGACUUGUUGCAGUAUGCGCUCUCCGAGCCUGAGGUCGAGGCCCGGGAUUUGGGCGACAUCAGCGACCUCGCUGGGCUCAGUGCGCAUGCCUCGCUGUUGCUCUACGGCUACUUGGGCCAACCACCCUUCUCAGACGAGGAGACCCGUAGUACCAUCAUCAAGUCUGUGUAUUUGGAUGGCCGAAGGGCCGAUGAUGACGAUACAGUCUACGAUGAGGCUGGCUCCAAUCUAACGCUUGCUGCCAAGUCAUUGCAAGACCUUUGCCAUAUGUGCUCAUGGCAACUGGCAUCUCUCGCAGACCUCUGUGAUAACAUGUGCACCUUCAACAAUAAGCCAAUGCCCAAACCGCCUUUGAAUUUCACCAACACCAUGAGCGCCCUCAUCAGUGCUCUCAGUAAGAUGCUGAGCAAGCUCAUCGGCCUUGGCUAUUUUGAGCGCUUUCGCAUGGAUCAAUCAUAUGCUGGCGAAAGGACAAGGGCCACGGGGAACAUUUACAGAAUGGACCACUUGGUCAGCAUCUUCACGCUGAUGCACAAACUUCAGAGGACACACCGCAGUGUCGUUACACCUCUUUUCUUGGCUGGUCUGACAGACGUAUGCCGCGUGAUCAACCAGUGCUGCGCACUGUCGGUGAACGAAAAUAUUCUGCAAUUCAUGGCCGGAUUCCUGGAAUUUGUGCCCCCCUCUGUCCGGGCAAAAACCAAAGUUCGGCUCUCCAUUCCGGAGCAGGCACCUGCGAAGCUGAUCACCGCCUUUGAGAUUGAGGAGUGUGAAAGCGUGGAGCGAGUGCUGGCAGAUCUGGGGAAGUGCUCCUUACCUUGGGAAUCCAAGCACGGCUUUGAGGCGGCUCGGAACCUUGCAAACUUUAUCACAGUGCUGCUUGAUUGUGUUUCUUUGCCUGAUGCUCGACUGGCCAUUCAAGCCGUCCGCCUGCUUUCUCGGCUCUGUAGGCGCAGGAAGGAUUUUUUGGAGGCGAUUGACAGACUGGAGCUUUUGGACAUGGAUGAUGCCGAAAAGUUCAACUCGCUGGAAUCCUGGGUCAAGGAAACUGACCGGGUCAUUGACAACAUCAACAAGGUCGAAAAGGACUUGCGGGACCAGCAGAUGUUCUCUGAGCGAGAGGGGCUAGAGCAUUAUGCUCACCAGUUUGAGAGUAAUGACUGGAACGAGGACGAUGCUGCCAGCAGUCAUGUGGAGGUGAAGGACAAGGCGGACCGCCUGCUGGAGUAUGCGGACAAGCACCAGCUGCAUCAGCAAGUGGUUAGGAUGGCUGCGACAAACCUGCAGGGUGAUGCCCGAAUUUUGAACUUUGACUUCGAGGUAAAGAGUUUGCCAAAGCGCGAUGAGGACAACAAGCCGUGCCCCCUGUUCAUCGGCGUGCUCAGUGCAGGCUGGCUACCCCCCAAGGAGGUCAACGUAAGAGCAAACCGCUUUAAGCCGCCCAGCGAGUUCUUUGGAUGUGACGAGACCGGACAACUCUAUAUCAGGGGCCAAAGUAUGAGCGACUGUUUCGGGGGCUUCCAGCAAGGGAGCUGCGUCGGCGUGGAGCUUGACUACACUGGCGCCUCGCCAAAGCUCUUCAUUUACGUGGACGGAUAUCGGACCGCUUGCAUCGACAGGGAGGUUGAGGAGAACUCGGUGCCCUGCGUGGUCUUUGGCUCACUGCAACAGCAGGUGAAGCUGAACCAGGGAAGGCCCAGGCGAGGCAAGGGCAUCUUGAUCUCGCCCAAGGAUACCAAGCUCGAUGAAACCUCCCUGGUGGUGGACAUCAUGUAUGAUGUGCUUCGGGAUGUGUACGCCAUCAAGAGCAAGUCUGAAGCUGAGGAGGAGUCGGUGAUUUACAGCGGCUGGAACAGCUGCGCGUGCACCAGCGCCUUGGACUUCCGCUCGGAGUACUUGGCCAAGCUGAAGGCCUUCAAGCUGCCGGUGCUGCCCAAGAAGACCCAGACCUGGUGCGUCAAUGUAGCACUCACCCAGGCCUUCAUUGAGUCUGCUCAGUUUGUGCGGGGCUCCCAUGUGGCAUCCCAGCGGGCCUUCAACUCCUUUUACAGCAACACCACCACGCACUUGCACCGCAUGGUAGGCACCAAGUGGAACCCUGUCAUGGAGGAUGACAAGGAUACUGGCUUGGUGUCCAUCGACAUCCAUGAGAACAUGGUCUACGGUGCCACCAAAUUGUUCGUAUGCUUCAACGAAGAAGAUCCCUCACAGCUCUCGCCAGAGCAGGACACAGAGAUCACUCUCCGAUUGCGGCUCACGCAGUUGUAUCCCGUGAGAGAGGAAAAGGCCCAGCUGGCCAAGCUCUUCCGACACUUCACCUCUGUGUGCAAGCAGGGAGACGGGCACCUGCUGAAGUACCACCGAGUGGAGUUGCUGGCUUUGAGGGUGCUCAGCUUUCUGCGGAGCUCGGUGCCGUUACGGAACUCCAUUAUGGCUGAGAAAGCUUAUCACAGAGACAGCGCCUUUGAUGUGGCUGUCAAGUUCCUGCAAUCAUUCACUGCCCUCCUCCCCAUGUACCGCGAGAUUUUCCUGAGGCCUGACGUGUUCCGGUUUUUGGUGAAGUCGCUGGCUUAUGAGGACAUGGGAAUCUCAAGCCUCCUAGUGAACAUCUACCUCAACAACCCCAAUGCAGCCCAAAACGUGACCCCCUCCUUCGUCCGAGAGAUGAUGGAGGUUUUGAAAGACAAUCUGACGGCACGACCAAUGGUGUCGCUGGAUGCAUUGAGGGUGCUGAACGCCGUAGUCACGCUGGGCAAAGACAACAUCGAGUCUCGGAACAAUGGGAACAUCAUCGCCAUGGAGUUCCUGAAGGAAAACACGGUGUUCCGGUUGGAGAGCCCUUUCAUCGCCAUGGCGCGGGACGGGUUCCUGAGCGCCAAGAUCAAUUUGAAAGACAACCGAGAUAGGAUCAAGGAGUACUUGGAGGCCUUGGAGCAGCGGGCUCAGAGGCGUCAGGAGCUGCGUGGAGGCGUCAAGCAGGCGGAGAGUGAGGCCGACGCCGAGGGCUUCGACCCCCUGGGGGAGGUGAAGCGUCUGACUCUGGGCACACCGCGGAUGUUCCCCACCACCUUCGCGUUGGCCUCCAUCGAGCUGAUGCUCCGGUGCUCGGCCUUCGGGGUGAACGGCACGGUGCUGAGGCAUUUUGCCCGGGAGGUGAUCAAGUGCCAGCGCUCCGACGUCGAAGAAGAGGAGGAGGAUGAGGACUUUGCAGCCUUGGGCAUGGCCAGGCAGCGCUACUUUCGGCACGUGGUGUAUUGGCUUGCCUCCGACUCAGACCAGGAAAUCCCAUUGGUGGUGCAAGAUGCCUAUGUGCGGAUGGUUUGUAUGCUGCUCCAGCCGCACGAGAUCGAGGACAUGCUGAAUGACCGUUGGGAUGCAAGAUCUCAGCGACUUCGAAGAACGCCCGAGAAGCCAACACACAUUGUAUUGCUUUUGAUCCAAUGGUUCACGCAGUACUUGAGGCGAUUUCCAGAGCUUCACGUCUUCAGUCCCCGCAUCUCCCCGGUGGUGGAGGCCAUUGAUGCGCGAGUGACCUACAACCUCUCGCCUUACUUCAUCCGGGAUCAUUUGUUGCUGUUGCUGCUGCAGGUUCUGCAAGCCUACAACGAGCAGAACACCUGGAAGCGUUGGUGGGCGCAGAACUUCCUUACCUCCGGAGCUCCGCCUAAUGAGUUGGCCUUGGGAGGUGCUUCCGAUCAGGCGCCUGGAGCUGACAAGGUCGCCCAAGACUUCGAGUACAUGGUGAACAACGGCUGCUUCCAAGGUCAGCCGCCCAAGGCAUUGGAACCUGGACAGCAAGCUGAGGAGAAGGACGAGGAGCAAGACGGGCCUGAUAUCCUCUCGCAGCUCUGGGAGGUGCUGUUUGAUCAGCAGGAUUGGUGCCACCAGGAGUGGUCUUUGGACCAAGAGAUGUGCACUGUGCUGCAGCAGAUCUUGGACCUGAGCCUAUGCGACAGCGAGCAGCGCGACCGUGCGCAAGACCUCUUGCGCCGCAUCGGGGACCAGGAGCUGCCCCGGCCGUGGUGGCCUCAGGCAACCAGUGCCGUGGCCAAGGAGGACUACGAGGAGGGCUUGGGAGAUACGCUCGCUUUGGACACCCAAGCCUUGGACUCGGAGGCCAGGUCCAGCGCGCCGGGCUUCAACGAGGAGUUCUCCGAGCUAUGGCGCGUGUCUGCCUCCAAAGUGGGGCGCCAUGCGCGGAUCUCCGAGAAGGACCGGGAGCAGCAGCAAGACCACGCCCAAUCCUUCCAGCCUCUGCGGAAGGAAAUGGAUCCGGUGCUGCCACAGGGCUUGCGGAUGCCGCCCACAACCAAGGUGGCCAGGGAAGAGGAGGACCUCACAGACUUCAUGUACGAGCUGGUGGAGCUGGAUGAUGCCAAGCUGGCGGCCAACCUCCGCAUCGAUGUGAACCUGUGGAGGAGGCAGCAACUCACCCACCCCAGCUUUACGCUGGCAGGCACAGAUGAGCAGACUUGGGAUGUGCGCAAGGCCCUGCAUGAGUCCAUGCAGGCGAUUGGCAUGAAGCUCUUCUUCGAGGAGAAUGUGCUAAUGGAGCUCAUGAUGGAGGUGCACGUCACCACGGAGGUUCGCGACAUCAAGGAGCACUUGCUCGCGGACAGCAAGCCACACUCAACUGAGGACUUGGUCAUGAACCAGGUCUACUUUGAAGUGGAGGUCAACGAUGACGUCGUCUUCCUGGAAAACUUCACCUAUACCCUGGGCCGCAAGAAGCUUGUGCUUCAGGUGCUGGGGGCGCAUACAGUCACUAUGCGGUCUCGGUGUCUCUUCCAGUCAGCCGGCACUGUGGUCACCGUGGCAAAUCCCAGGCUGAUCGCCCUGACGAGUCCCACGAGCUUUGAUGCCAAUGUGAUCCAGAAGGUGGUGAAUGUGGGAACGCGGCAGCAUGCGCUGAGCAACGAGCCUGGCACUGACCUCAAAGACGCGCAGACACUGUCCAGCGACAAGAACGCCAUCAGCCGCAAAGUGAUCCACGAGCUGAUGCCCUCAUAUCGGGACAUUGUUGUGGACAUUGUGGAGGAGCAGUGCUUUGGGCUCAGCGGGGGCCGAGCGGGGCUGGACCGUGUCAGGCUUUCGCGGAUUCUGGAAGUGGAACAUGAGGAGGUGGUCGCGAUGAUCAAUCGUGCAUGCAGCUAUGUGAUGCUGGAGCACUUGCUGAACAAGCUGGACAUUGAGCGAAAGGAUUGGGAGCUUCAAGUGCAGCAGACCUUCCCCAAUUUGAUGCCAGUCCUGGAGACUCUCAGCGAGAACUCCUAUGAGAACGACUCGGAGGUGCCGCUGAUCCUGUGCCGCGAGCCAGAGGAGGAGAGGAUGGAGACCUUGCGGUCCUGGAUUCUGCGGAUUUGCCACGUGAUCCGUACGGUGGCCUUCACCAACCAGCCGCGGCUGAGCUUUGCGGAGACGGCCGUGGAGGAGAACAUCUUCGAGAAGCUCUUCGACGACACCGGGGAGAUGCUGCUGGCCAGGGCCUGCUGCGCGUCCCUGCUGAACAUCUUGCAGGAGAUCUUUGCGCACCAGGAGGACAUCGAGGAGAAGUGGGACCGCUGGACCGUGGCGCAGCAGAGCAGCGGUCAAUUCCUGAAGAGCUUCGUGGUGGAGAAGGCCAUCUUCUUCUGCCCCUUCUCGGUGGAUCGGGACCUCAAGCGCAAGGUGCGCCUGAGGCUGCUCAAGUUUUUCGAGGAGGCCCAGGUGGAGCCCACGGAUCCUCUGCGCUUGGUGCCGGAGAUGAUGUACCACCCAGACGUGUGGCUCCGGCUGGAGGCCCUGAAGCUGGGCUGCAAGCUGCUGGAGGAUGCGGACCUCAGCCUGCAGGCAGCCUUUUGCCAGUUCGACAGCCCCCAGCUGAACCUGCAGAAGGCUCUGGGCUUUCAGUUCAGCGACUUCAAUAGCUCCAGCAGUGACGAGGUCCAGGUGAUGGACGUGAUGCUCCGGAAGCUGCAGAACCUCUGCGAGGGCCACAACUCCAAACUCCAGGACUUCGUGGGUGAGGACCUGUCCAUUGAGGGGAAGGACUUCGCCACCUUGCUCGCGGAGUUCUUGGAAGAGGAGGACGAGGAGGAGGACAAGGGCGCCUCGCAGCCUACGAACCUGGUGGAGUGGAUCUGCACCUUGGCCCGGCAGACGGUGGAGCAGAUGAAGUCGGACCAGCAGUGGCAGGUCUCGAUGCAGGGCUCCGAGACCAAGUACUCCAUGCUGCGCCAGUUGUUUGAUACCGCCGCGGAGAUCGUGCAGGGUCCGAACCGGGGAAACCAGCGGCUGUUGCUCCAGAGCGAGAUUCUGAUCGACGUGAACCAGCUUUGGAUGCGGCAGCGCAUUGACGAGUUCAGCUUUCGGGCGUUGUUGCAGGACAACGAGGACCUCUUCGAGCCCUUCAUGGGGCUCUUGGCGUCCAUGCGCUUGUGCGAGAUCUCGGUGCUGAAGUUCCUCCUGUCGCUGCUGGAGGAGGAGGAGCUGGACCCAGAGGAUCCCAAGUUCCGGCAAGUCUCUGAGGAGGUGGUGGACCACAAAGGCGCCACCAUUCGGCGAAUGGUCGAGGAGCUCAACCCCAAGAUUCUGUGCGACAAGGUCAUCGUUCACUGGAACCUCUCCCCCGAGGCACACGAUCCAAAGAAUCAGAUCAAGCCCGUGCAGGAUGCGGAUGAGGUCUUGGAGAACGACAGCGCCGAGCAGGUGAUUCGAACAAAGGGUGAGAAGGAAUCCACAGAGUACCCCCUGCCAGAUCAAGAGGAGCACUCCCUGGAAAUUUGUUUCCUUUGCUGGGCCCUUUUUGAGGGCAUCCAGCAGGCUCCAGAGUUUGGCAACCGGGGUCUCUUCGAGGGGAGCAUUGAGCGCAAGGCCAAGAAGCCCCUUCUUUACACUCGGAAUCAGUGGGCGACCUCAAAGUCCAAGAUCUACGACACCUUCAACGAGUCGGUGAGCAAGAUGCACCACAGCAAGUACCUGCACUUCCUUUUUGGGCGUGUGGAGAUCAUCCGGGGCCAGAGAUUGCAGAAGUUGUUCUUCCUGGUGCCUAAAGCCAUCCGGACGCUGAAGUCGCAGAGCCUCUUGAAAGACUGGCAGGAGGGCUGCAUCAACUCGGUGGACCGCAGUGGCCCUGAGGCCAAGCUCCAGGACUUCUCCGAGCAGAUCGAGGAGUACAUUGGCUUCGUGGAGCAUCAGUAUAACCUUUCUCAGAAGCCCUUCCCUCUGAACGCCUCCGGGGAGGUUAUGGCCACGGCUCGCAGUGCCAUCGUCCUGCUGACCAUCGCCAUCACCAGCCUGGUGGCCUUCCUGUAUGACGGCUCCUACUCGAAGGACCACAAGAUGGGGGAAUACGAGGUGCACUAUGCAAAAGAGUGGUACGUGUGGACCUUGACAUCCUUGAGCACUGCGCACUUUGUUUGUGCUGUGCUCUUGGUCCUCUUUCAUGUGGUUGCCUACUCACAGUGGAAGAUAGACACAGGCAUGGAUCAAUGGAAGGAAGAGAAUCCACACUCGCAUCACCGUUUGAACGGCAUCUUCGGAGGUAUUCUGACGCUUUGGUUCUUCUUCCAAGAUGCGGGGCUGGUAAGCAAGCUCUUCCUGGCCGGUAGCUCCUUCUUGGGUCUGCACUUCGACUUCUUGAUCUAUUCACUCCACCUGAUGUAUGCCUGUGCUCAGGUGGAAACCUUGGGCAAGGUCUUCGAAGCCUUGUGGAUCACCAAAGAUCAGGUCAUUGGAACUGCGGUGCUGGGCUUCUGUGUGCAGUACUGCUUUUUGGUCUUGGGCUUCUUGACCUUCCCAAAGGGCUACGGCUUUGCGGACAUGGACACCUCGCAGUGCAGCUCUUUGAUGGAGUGCUUGUUGGCCCACCUGGACUAUGGCUUCCGCUCAGGCCCGGUCUGGAAGACCGCGGAGCUGACCUGGUGGAAGUUCACCUUCGACUAUCUCUACAACUUGGUGGUGAUCCUGAUCCUUGCUGCCAUUAUUUCCGGUAUCAUCAUCGACACCUUCGCGAGCAUGCGAUCCGACCUGCAGGAGAAGAACGACGACCAGCAGAACAACUGCUUCAUUUGCGGCAUCAACCGCUCAAGGAUGGAGCGACAAAUGGUGAAGUUUGAGCACCACGUCUUUCAGGAGCACUACAUGUGGAGCUAUGCGCGCUUCCUCAUGUACUUGAAGCAGUCAAAAGACUCUGACCUGAAUGGACCCGAAUCCUUUGUGAAAACCAAGGUUUCCAGGCAAGACUACUCCUUCUACCCCAUCAAUCGGGCGCUGUCACUGGACUCGGACGAUGCGGAGGACUACUCCGAGCGCCAGGUGCGCAUCAAGGAUCUGGAAGAGAUGCGUGGGGUGGUGCGGCAAUGCUCCGAGACCUCCUUGAACGUGCUCCAGCUGAAGCGAGAGCUAAAGACGGUGCUCAAGGAAUCCAACGAGGCAGUGGGGGACAUGCAGAAGCGCCUCCAGACACUCUCCGGCGACGUGCAGAAAAAGGUGCAGGAUGCCAUGCUCCAGAAAGCUGCCCAAGAAGCGCGGAAGUGAUGCCUGCCAUCCACGAGGACGGCAACACUGUGAUGCCGGUUGCCAAGAGCGUUCUGAAUGCUUGCGUUCCUACCGCAAUGACUGUCACAUCGUUGUCUCGAAAGAGAAGAAGGAGCACAAGGCGAACAAGCAGAGACAGGAGAAAUGGAGAAAUGGACUGGAGCAGCCAAAAGGAGCGCAUCAUCCUGUUUGCCGACAUACGAAGGGUGGCAACUGCCAGGUGGCAGGAAGAGCAAAGCUGGGACAGCAUCAGCGAUCCACGGUGCGCCGAGAAGGGCAGCCAAGUGGAGGAAGUCUCCAGCUUCGUGAUUCGCGAGCCCUUCUGAGCUUGUACCGGGGUUCGUGAUGGAAGUCUGUACAUAUUCCAGCUUGUCGCAGAGAUGAAGAACACCCCAGUGGCCGGCCUGACCCGAUCCACUCACGAGGCAGAUUCAGCUUACGGCAGUGCUGACUCAGCGUCAUGUUGGCUUGGCCUAUUUGUGUCUCAGCAUGGUGUCGUUGAAGAUGGCUAUCCUAUGUUUGAAGCGUGUCUUCCGAUUGAGGCAAUCUCGAGGAAAUGGCCACCAGAAAACAAGAGUGCUUGAAGAGAACAAGCAAAACAUGCUAUUUGCAGUUGCUGCUGAGACACCCGAAGCUGAGUCCUCGCCUGUCGACUGCGCAAAGAAGCCCCGUCCCAGGUUGAAUGGCCUUGAGAGAAAUUCGUCUGAUUUUCGCGGUUUCGGUGC
Molecule: messenger RNA, 25521 nt
Organism: Effrenium voratum
Lineage: Eukaryota; Dinophyceae; Suessiales; Symbiodiniaceae
Source: the annotation of a GenBank genome assembly